AUGUUGAGUCAUCUUACCCGAGUUGAUGCGUACAAACAUAGGGAUCGAUUGUAUUCGGAAUUCAAUCGCAAGUCCCUUUCAGAUAUGAUGGAAGCACUACUCGGUUACUUGCUCUCACAUUUCGGAUUACAAAGUGCCUCUAUGCUGUUGCUCGGGAAUGUUCCAGAACCACCAAUCAACUCGAGAAGUGUCACAAUACAAAAAGCGUGGCCUAAUCUUUUCAAAUCCGAGCACACUUUGUGGGCAAUGUAUUCACCUGCGGAAACCCCACAGCCAUGUCCUAACUCGUCCUGGUCAGCAGUUGAAAAAGUACUGGGUUAUAAAUUCAAUGUUUCCUCAAACUUCAUCGCAGCACUGACGCAUCGGAGCUUCGUUGCUCAAGACACAUCUGAAACCAACAAAAUCCAUUACGAGCGCCUGGAAUUCUUGGGUGACGCAGUGCUGGAUUUCGUGAUCACUUCACAUAUUUACACAACAAAUAGUGAUUUCAAUCCCGUCUUCACACACAAUUUACAUCAGCGUAUUUCGUUCAAGAAACAAGGCAACGAGGUGAACCUGGUCUGGGUGGCCGCGUCAUCUCGUUUCGGGGAGAUCAUUGAUGAAUUUCUCCGUGUCGUCCACGAUUUCCAUCGCAGCGCUGUAGUCACAUUCUGUGAAGAAAUGCUCGUUUUCCAGAACGUUGCCAUGAAUGUGCACUAA
Echinostoma caproni is the source of this 699-nucleotide messenger RNA. Lineage: Eukaryota; Metazoa; Platyhelminthes; Trematoda; Plagiorchiida; Echinostomatidae. The record is from the annotation of a GenBank genome assembly.